Messenger RNA from Corylus avellana, 1014 nucleotides. RefSeq names its product Plant EC metallothionein-like protein, family 15 (gene ATMT4B). The record is from RefSeq and is a predicted model, not a curated record. Gene Ontology annotation, molecular function: zinc ion binding. Lineage: Eukaryota; Viridiplantae; Streptophyta; Magnoliopsida; Fagales; Betulaceae.
AUGUGGAUCGGAGAGGAUCAAAUCCUCCAGUUUUGAGUUGCUGAAAAUGGAUACAAAGGGACGAGGUAAUUCUGCUGUUUGCAACGACACCUGCGGCUGUCCUGCUCCCUGCCCUGGCGGCGUAGCUUGCAGAUGCACGCCGACGAGCGUGGCUUCCACCGCAGCCGGAAAUGAUCACGAGACAUGCGCAUGCGGUGAGCACUGCGCCUGCAACCCCUGCACAUGCCCCAAGAGUGUCGAGACCACCGGUUCUGGCAAGGCCUUCUGCAAGUGUGGUGAGGUUUGCACGUGUGCAACCUGCAAUGCCUGAGCUGCAGAGACAAAGAUAUAUAGAGGAAAAUGCUAGAAUGCAAUCACUUUCCCACAAUUUUCCUAUAAAUGCUGAGGUGGGAAGCCCACUUACAAUAUUUUAUUAUUUUUAAAUAAAUUAAAAUCAAAAUAAAAAUAAAGAAAAGUUAAUAAAAAAACUUAAAAAAAUAGAAAGGGUGGCCGGCCACCCAAACAGCCGCCAUGGGGUGGCUUCGGCCACCCCAUAGUCCUUAGGGUGGUUCUACCACCCCAAGGGCUAAACAAAAUUUGAAGUAUUUUUUUAAAAAGAAGUUUGGCCCUUGGGGUGGAUAGAAGGCCAUGGGGUGCCUUCGGCCACCUCAUUUCGGCCAUUGGGGUAGCAGAAGCCACUCCCAUGGUCCUUGGGCGAGGAUCGGCCACCCCAACGGUCAAACUCAUUUUUUUACCAAAAACUUAAUUUUUUUUUUUGGCCCUUGGAGUUAGCCAAUCCACCCCCAAGGGCCAUGGGGUAGCCUAUUUUUUGAAGUUUUUUUUAUUAACUGUAAUAAAAAAAUAAUAAUAAAAUAGUGUAAGUGGGCUUGCCACCUCAACAUUUAAUGGGAAAAUUGUGGAGAAGUGAUUGCAUUCUAGCAUUUCUCAUAUAUAUAUAUAUAUAUAUAUAUAGUACUUGUGCUACUCCCUUCAUCAUCUUUGUGAUACAGUAGCCAAAAUGUAAACCUGCAGGUG